ACCCGAUUCUACUAUUGAUCUUGCGUACUUGUUAAGCAGUAUAAGCACGACGCUACCCAGGAACAUAUACCAUAUAGAUAUAGUCAUCUGAACUUUCACCAAAACAUGAAGCACAUCGUUAUUUUAUCUCAUGACGACGACCUUCAAAAACAAUAAUAAAUAUCCGUUUUUCUAGUUUCCUAGUUCUGCAAGCUCUCUCCUACUUUUGACACGUGAGAGAGGAGGAAAGAAAGAUGUUUUUUAACGGAUAUGGGUAUCAAGGGACAUCAUCAUUUGAGCAGACAUUUCGAUGUUACUCUGCUUCGUUUAUUGAAAAGCCCGAAAUUGAAAAUGGUGAUAAAAUUAUAAUGCCUCCUUCAGUCCUUGACCGUCUAGCAUUUCUACGUAUGGAUUAUCCAAUGAUGUUUGAACUCAGAAAUGGUGCUUCUGAGAGGGUUUCUCAUUGUGGGGUUCUGGAGUUCAUUGCAGAUGAAGGAACUAUAUAUAUGCCAUACUGGAUGAUGCAGAAUCUGCUUUUGCAAGAGGGAGACAUCGUAAGAGUGAAAUUCGUAUCACUUCCAAAGGGAACAUAUGUUAAAUUACAGCCACACACAAAGGACUUUUUUGAUAUUUCCAAUCCAAAAGCUAUCUUAGAGACCACUUUGAGAAAAUUUUCCUGCUUGACUACUGGAGAUACUAUCAUGAUGACAUACAACAACAAAAAAUAUUACUUGGAUGUUAUAGAAACAAAGCCUGCUAAUGCUAUAAGCAUCAUCGAGACAGACUGCGAGGUGGACUUUGCUCCUUCCUUGGAUUACAAGGUUACUACUGCAAGCAAAACACUAGACAAAGGCAAGUUCAAUCCAUUUUUUGGGACUGGUAGACGUUUGGAUGGAAUCUCAAUUCCUCCUGUUUAUUCUUCACGGCCUUCCGAUGUUCCAAAUGUCAAUUCAUUGUCUUCUACAACAUCUAGUUCACCAAAUUUCGCUCGUCCAUCUCAGGGAAAGCUAGUGUUUGCAUCGAAUUUUUACCGCACAAAAGAAAUAGGAAAGGAAAAGAAUGAGUCAAAACAAGAGCCACCCCAUCAGAAGCAACCGAAAUUUCAGCCUUUCAUUGGGAACAAGUAUUCCCUAAGGGGUUGACUGAUAUAAAAUCAAAGUAUUAGAUAGUGAUUUACUAAGUUGGCCCCAAUAUGAAUAAGAUCAUACAACAAAUGGUAAUUAAAAGUUGAAGGAAAGAGGAGAAUAUAUAUUCCAUUCGAAUAUCUGGUACAUAUGUUAGCCAAUAAUGAUACUUACCGUUUUGUGUAAUAAUUUUAAUAACGACAGGAAAAAAUAGUAGAAAGUGGUAAGAAUAUGUAUUGUCAGACUGCUUCCGUCCAGAUAAUCUUCUAGGCUUCUUUUUCUACCUCAAUGUUAAGUUGAUUGUGGCUGAGUGUGACAUUGAAUGUUAAUAAUCUAGCCAUAUUUCUUUCUCA
This is a messenger RNA of Glycine soja, 1456 nucleotides long. Its product is annotated as ubiquitin fusion degradation protein 1 homolog. Lineage: Eukaryota; Viridiplantae; Streptophyta; Magnoliopsida; Fabales; Fabaceae. The record is from RefSeq and is a predicted model, not a curated record. The transcript has 9 exons. Gene Ontology annotation, molecular function: polyubiquitin modification-dependent protein binding. The coding region runs from base 234 to 1121 and encodes 295 amino acids. Gene Ontology annotation, cellular component: VCP-NPL4-UFD1 AAA ATPase complex.